AUGUCCCAUUUUCUUUCUUUUGCCCGCGCAUACGAGGUUCCCAUUCUUGACACAGACUAUUCUCGGCAAAUAUGUAGCGGCAUGUGGGGAGGGUCUUCUGCGUUUAUCAAUGUCAGCUUUGCCGCCUCGUCACAAGGGCAACUUGCAAUGGUGAUAUACGAAUGGGCAGAUGCAAAGUAUCUCGGGAAUGCGACGAGUACAGACGAAGACCUGCCUAAGAUAUAUGUUUGUACCUCCAGCGCAGUCUUGAGUGGGUUCUGCACGCGCGAACAGCUUGGCCGUUUUAUUCUCGAUCUUCCGAACGGCAAAACUAUCAACGAUACUAGCUUCUGGUCCACUAGAGUUGAUCUUCCUGCAAAUAAGACCUCCGCUUCACCGACGUCUGCCAUCACGGCAGAUAGCUUGUGGGACAACCCUGCUGGAAAUCCGACACCCCCUGCCAGCCCCUACGACUCACCCUGGCGUCGUCGCUCUAGCUCUAGCUAUUUAGUCUCAUCCAGAAGACAAAUUAACUCUAGUCCUGCUGACAUAUAUUCCUAUACAUCACCGAUCUCUUACCCGGUCCGUAAAACUGGAUUUUAUUGUGUAGCUGUCAUUCCUGUAACUGUUCAAUCUCCUACCGCGGAGACUGACAUUACCCGACAUCCAUCGUAUAACGGCCUCGUCCUUUUCAAGAAUACAUUCGACGGGAAAUUAGCAGCAACCGACUAUCCGAAAGUUAACUUUUAUUUCGCCAUGUUCAUCGUAUACUCUGUGUUUGGGAUGACCUGGGCUUGGUUGUGCUAUCAGCACAUGCAAGAGUUGUUACCAAUCCAAUAUUACCUUUCUGGACUCGUUGGCUUGCUAAUAACAGAGAUGGUUGCCAACUGGGGUUAUUAUCGGUAUCUCAAUGCCCAUGGCAGAAGUACAGCGUCUACUGCGUUUUUGAUUGUCGUUGCUAUCUUGGAUGCCGGUCGCAACUCCAUGUCGUUUUUUAUGUUGCUUGUUGUGUCCUUGGGUCUCAACGUUGUUUGUGAAUCUCUUGGUCGGACAAUGCUCAAGUGUCAAGCCCUUGCGGUGGCUCAUUUUAUAUUUGGGAUCCUCUACGCUAUUGGCAUCGUUGAACUUGAACUAGAAUCGACCUCCGCGUUGAUAUUGCUUCUUUUCAUCAUCCCACUCGCCUUCACUUUAAGCGGUUUUCUCUUGUGGAUUAUGUAUGCUCUGAAUGCCACAAUCGCUCAGCUCCGCGCGCGGAAACAACGGUACAAGCUCAAGAUGUUCGAACGACUGUACUACAUCCUUUUAUUUUCAGUCCUCAUAAUUGGAGUUUUUUUUGUGGUCUCCUCGAUGUCCUUUUCAGGCCGACUUGCAGAAGACUACGCCGGCAGGACGUGGCGUGUGCGGUGGUGGCUCUUGGAUGGUUGGCUGGCUCUUCUUUAUCUUGUAUCCUUUAUUGCGAUUUCAUUUCUUUGGCGACCAACUGCAAAUAACAGAAGAUGA
Molecule: messenger RNA, 1479 nt
Organism: Laccaria bicolor S238N-H82
Lineage: Eukaryota; Fungi; Basidiomycota; Agaricomycetes; Agaricales; Hydnangiaceae
Product: protein PTM1
Exons: 12
Coding region: 1-1479 (492 amino acids)
Biological process (GO): retrograde transport, endosome to Golgi
Cellular component (GO): Golgi apparatus; membrane
Source: RefSeq, a predicted model, not a curated record